AUGUCGUCUCGACGUUGUCGCCGAUCUGUGACACGUAACCGGAUUCACGCUACCGACCUUGUGCAUCGAGAGUACGAUCCCUCUUGCGAUUCAGGCAUGCGAAUAGAUUUGGAAAAUUUGCCUGAUUCCACGCCAACAAUGGGGUUUGAGGCGACCUAUAACGAAGUCGGCCUUCCAAACACCCGAAUUCCUCUUUUCGUAGCGGGUCCCAUGGUAAUAUUUCGUCUUCAGUGCGAAAAUCAGGUACCUUCUUGCUUUGUCACCUUUAUACGGAAUAUGCCCGCUGAUAGGCGAAAAGAACCAACACCUGAAAAUCCGGAUUGUGAUGUCUGUUGCCUAGUUAAGUGGCUGUUGACUGAGUGUCGAAAUUACGAGGAGUGUUUUCAACGCCUCUACUACAAACCUCAAACCAUUGUUUACGAGAUCAUGAAAGAGGUAUGGCUUCGCUUUUGUUCGAAGCCGAUACUCCUCUCAAGAAUACAUGUUCAAGUCACUAAGCAAAUAAACUUCCUUACUAUUGCUAAUGGGGGACCUUUUAUCUUCCCCGGAGAUCCGAAACAUCGUCGAUACAAUUUGGAUUGGGAACUGAAGAAGGCCCAUUUGGUGGAGUGGAGGAAUGCGCUUGUCUACACACUGCGUCGGACGCUAGCUUGUGAUGGCAUGCAAAAUGAUGUCGCCAACUUCCUCAUUCUGAAUAUCGUUAGAAUUUUGCGGAUCUUUGUCGCUUCUCUCAUACCGAUGGAUAGUUCUUUUGAGGCUUGUGACGAAUACCUCAUCUUAGACAGCAUCCACCAUUUCCCUCUCACUACGCACCCAAUACUUAUGCUUUUUGCAACAGAUCUGAGUAAUCUCCUCCUUCGGCUGGACGACUUUUGGAAUGUCAAUCUGGACGGGCGAGAGGCGUGUGCACCCGAUAACCAGGGAGUGUAUGACUCCUAUACCUUCAUAGCAUCACUGAAUCUCCUCCUCAUGAAUGAGACCUGUGCUUUCUAUAAAUCCUCUUUUUCGGAUCCGUCAACGAAGGACCUUACAAUGAAUCUAUUGGCAGACACUCUGCUCGCCUUUUCACGUCUGGUGGAGGUACUUCGUUUCGCCGAAGUGGUGCCCUGGGUUGGAGAGGUCCUCUGCUACCUCGAGGUUGCCUUUGUUUGGGAUCCAACCCUCGUCCUCGAUGCUGCUCUCAAUGUACGCCUCAUUGGUGCUAAGAUAUUCAACUUUGCAAAGUUGAAACAUUCAAAGGCAUCGAUUCCCUUUAGGCUCUAGAAUGCCGACAGCCUGGAUGAACAAAUCCGCGGCCUCUGUGAGACACACUUCAAAACGGUCCAAAAGGUUUGCUCCUCCAAUGCUACUAGUCGGUCCUUUGUGGACUGGCUUCACGCUGCGCGUCAUUCAAAUCAGCCGGCUAUGCUUUGUCCCGCCUCUCUACCCUCGAGCAUUCAACAGCCCAAUCUAGGCUACUACAUUCGGUUGUUUGAGCCACUGGUCCUUCAGUGUCUGCAUGAGUACAACCUGCACACCGAUGAGGCGGUUCAAGCGAAAAUCCUUCAACUUUUAACAGUUCUAGUCGAACUCGGUGUCAGCUAUUCCCAGUUGGAUGAGGAAUUUGUAAGCUCUUCUUUGUUGUCAAAUUGA
Messenger RNA from Hydatigera taeniaeformis, 1632 nucleotides. NCBI's taxonomy places the organism in Eukaryota, Metazoa, Platyhelminthes, Cestoda, Cyclophyllidea, Taeniidae. The record is from the annotation of a GenBank genome assembly.